AUGCGGCGGCUUCAACUUUUUGGCCGCGCCAGAGACGAGCCAGUUCCUACAACAGAGCUUCAAAACGUACGGGCAAGAGCAUACCAUAACACUCGGAUCCAGAGCGAUCCGGACCCCAAGGGACUGUUAUCUCUGUCUCCUGGGAUAUUAGACCAAGUACUGCGACUGCUCGACGUGUCUACUCUGCUGUCGCUGUGUUUGGUCAAUUCCAAACUCUAUAACAUCAUCAGCAACAAGUUCCUAUACCAAAACGUCGUUCUUCAGGACAAACUGGCACUGUUGCAAUUUGUGGCCCUCAUCCACUGCGAGACUCACACAUCAGAUGCGCUGACUGAGCCGCGGGCUGGAGUAUCGUCUCAAAAUCUGCGAUUUUUGGUUCGAUCAGCCGAAUUCGUAAACCCAGUGUACCAGGACUCCGUCCUCAAGUAUGGCAAGUAUUGCAGCAAGGAUCAUUCCGAGACCAUCGGCAGCUCAUACCGCUUGUUCAACGACCCGCACAAAAUGCAGAGCUUCGUGCGAGAGAAAUCGCCCGAGGUUGCGCCCUCGAUAGAACGCGGGCGCUCUCCUGUCAAUGGUAAACGUUUAAGAAAUAGGAGUCUGACUCGGUCUCUUAGCAGACACAAGUCACCACCACGUAGGUCGUUUUUCGAUCUGUCGUCAAACUCUCGGUCUAAAACCAUGGCAAAAUACGAAAACCAUACUUACCUCGAGUUAAUGUUGGACAUCAUCGAUUUCUGUCCCAACCUCACGCAUAUCGUACUGAGCGGUAUUCAGCAGGGCUUUAAGAUACCGCUUUGGUACUCAGUUCUUAAUGAUGGCUCCAAAGACUUCUACAAGAGAAUUAUCAAGGGACAACAGUCUUUGAAUAGAGAUGACCUGAUGAGCUUUGAAUUCUCCGCCGAAUGGCUUUCCAACUAUGAAGAAAAGUAUCAUAACCUACCUCGCUUCAAAAAACUCGAGUUUCGGGCAGCGAGCGACAAAGCUCCUGUGCACUUGCGCUCGAACAUGCUCAGUUGCUUCGGUAUAUUCGACGAACUGAUACUACAGAACAUGGUCAUAGAUGCAGAAUCGUUGGAUGCGCCCUUUGAGUAUGUGCCCCUGUAUAUGCGGGUUGGUGAAGGCGGAUUUCUGGAUCUUCAUUUACCCAUCUCCUCGCUGUCGUUGAACGGCUGCGAAAUCAUUCCCGGCCAGGGCUUAAUGAAACUCAUGCGGUCUUAUUUCCAUCGGGUCAAAACCCUCAAGCUGCUCAACCUUCACAGCAGAUACGACCUUAUCUUGGCGAAUUGCUUUCAGAGCCUAGGCCAUUUGAUGAUCGAUUGCAACAGCGACUGUUUUCAUCAUCAUCGAGUCGUCAAUCCCGUAUAUUAUCACAAAGACAUUUCACAAAGCUGUUCCGAUAAUGUUUCCCUGGCGGAAACCUUGGUCGAUGCACCAGUGAUACGCAAGCUCACGGUUCCGCCUGCCACUACGCCAAUCGUGCUUGCCAUGAACGAUGGUUAUAUCAAGCGUGUUAAUGACAGCGAUGGCAAGAAACCAGGCAUUCUAUCAGAAGCUCAAGAACAAUAUUUUAAAAAUAUGAGGAUACAUCCUUUCCAUUAUUUCUACCAUUAUUAUAAAACCCUUUGGGAUCGUCUGCCUACCAAAGGCAUCAAAAUAUCCAUUGUUAAUAUUCCAUUUACCAACGUGUUCCCUCUCCAGCCACUGCAUUUUUGGCGACAAUUGGACAUAUACACGGAAGAUGAUCUGCAAACUCUGUGUGGCUCUAAUCAAGCGGAUGAAGGAGACCCGGGCAGUCACUGGUGGGAUAGCGCCGUUUGUCUUUGCUCAAAAAAUACCAAUGCCAGCACUGUAGAAGGCUUCAGCGAUUAUGAGGUGAUGGACCAGCAGCAAUUUUGGAAUAGUUAUCAAAACAUCCAUCUCUUCAAAGACAUACCCAAUGUGAACUUGUGGAUGUUUUUUAAAUCGUUGUCUGAAUUCAAAUCUGUUGAUAUUCGGAUGCUGAAAAAGUGGCAAUGGUGUACCCCGCGAACUCGAUAUGAUUGGGAAAUUCUAUUGAGGCCUUUACUCAACGCAGAAAAAAUGGUGACAGUAAGAGACAAUGACGGUUUCGUCUUAUACAAGUACGGCUCCUAG
This is a messenger RNA of Lachancea meyersii CBS 8951, 2133 nucleotides long. NCBI's taxonomy places the organism in Eukaryota, Fungi, Ascomycota, Saccharomycetes, Saccharomycetales, Saccharomycetaceae. The record is from the annotation of a GenBank genome assembly.